Molecule: messenger RNA, 4441 nt
Organism: Hevea brasiliensis (rubber tree)
Lineage: Eukaryota; Viridiplantae; Streptophyta; Magnoliopsida; Malpighiales; Euphorbiaceae
Product: putative disease resistance protein At1g50180
Exons: 1
Coding region: 392-4207 (1271 amino acids)
Biological process (GO): defense response to other organism
Molecular function (GO): ADP binding
Source: RefSeq, a predicted model, not a curated record
GCUUCAUUCAAUCAGUUUACCACAAAAUAUAAUUGAAAAUCCAAAAUGCAAAGACGAACUGGUAUUUCUGUUGUCCAAAGAACAGGAAAAGAAAAGUUACAUGCCUUCAAUUUAUUUUAAGCAAAGAAUAAGCGGAAGCCGAUUGCUUUCAUUUUCAAUUUUUGGUCUGCCCUGCUCCAAAGCCAACUAUCUUGCCCUUGUUCCUAGCAAAGAAUCAAUAAAGUUCACAAAAGAUAUUAGGGAAAGAUAAGAAAGAAAAUGAAAUAUUGGGAAAUUUCAAUUCCUUAAUUCCUUGAGCAAAGAUAACCAUCAAAAGUAUAUCAUCUAACUUGGAGAUAUUUUUCACCUCUUUGAUUGUCAUUCUUCCCUACAAGCAAAAGGAAAAAAAAAAAUGGUCGAGGCUAUUGUUUCCUUUGCCAUUGAAAGAAUUGCUGAUGCAGUUGUUCGUGAAGCAAGCUCAUUUUAUGGUGUGAGGGAUGAAGUUGAGCAGUUGCAAACUGAAUUGAAGCGGAUUCAGUGCUUCUUGAAAGAUGCAGACAGCAAGCAGGAUCAAGAUGAGCGUGUUCACAAUUGCAUAGCUGAAAUCAGAGACAUAGCAUACGAGGCAGAGGACGUCAUCGAUACCUUUCUUCUCAAAGCUGCAACUGGACCUAGAAAAGGAAUAUGGAGACUCAUCAAGAGAGCUACCUUCAUGGUCAUUAAGGUUCCUUAUCUCCAUGAAACUGGAACCCAGAUCAAAUCUAUCCAAGCUAAGAUAGGGAGUGUCUCUACAAGCAUGCUGACUUACGGAAUCAAAUUUACUGCAGGAGAGGGGUCUAGAUCUACAAGUGAGAUGCAACAGCGAUUGAGAAGAUCAUUUCCACAUGAUGAGGAAGAUGAUGUUAUCAGCUUGGAGGCAAGCCUAAGGGAUGUUCAAUCUCAAUUGAUGAUGGAGGAAGAGCAACGCCGUGUUGUUUCUAUAGUUGGAAUGGGAGGGCUAGGUAAAACCACACUUGCCAAGACAAUGUACAAUGACAGUCAUGUGAAGCAACAUUUUGAUUGUCAUUCUUGGUCCUUCAUAUCUCAGCAGUUCUCCACAAGGGAUGUCUUAGAAGGAAUUCUGAUCGAAGUAGCAUCUAAGCAGGAUAAGUUUGACUUGGUAAAGAUGGAAGAGGAAAAGUUUCUUCAAUUGAGGUUGAAGAGGAUAGAAGAGGAAGUGGAUAUGAUAGUGGAAGAACAGUUCUCUAAAUGGAUGUUGAAACAAAAGAAAAGGAUGAAGGAAGAUCAAUGGUAUACAGAAGAGGAAAAGCUACUUCAUUUGAGGUUGGAGAGGGUAGAAAAUGAAGUGGAUAAUAUGGUGGAAGAAUUGAAACAAAACAAAAGGAUGAAGGAAGAUCAACUGUCUACAGUAGAGGAAAAGCUUCUUCAAAUGAGGUUGGAGAGGGUAGAAAAUGAAGUGGAUAGGAUGGUGGAACAACAAUUGUCUAAAAUGAAGUUGAAACAAAACAAGACGAUGAAGGAAGAUCGACAGCCUACGAAAGAGGAAAAGCUUCUUCAAUUGAGGUUGGAGAGGGUAGAAAAUGAGGUGGAUAGGAUGGUGGAGCAACAAUGGUCUAAAUUAAUGUUGAAACGAAACAAAGGGAUGAAGGAAGAUGAACCGUCUACGGAAGAGGAAAAGCUUCUUCAGUUGAGGUUGGAUACGGUAGAAAAUGAAGUGGAUGAGAUGGUGGAAGAGCAGUUGUCUGAAUUGAUGAUGAAAAAAAGGAAAAGGAUGAACGAAGAAGAAUUGUCUCCAUUUGAGUUUGUAAAAAUGGAGGAGGAAAAGCUUCCUCAAUUGAGGUUGGAGGGCAUAGAAAAUAAAGUGGAUAGGACGGAGGAAGAACAAUCGUUUAACUUAGAGUUGAAACAGAAGAAAUGGAUGGAGGAAGUCCAAUCGUUUAAAUUGGAGUUGAAACAGGAGAAAUGGAGGGAGGAAGUCCAAUCAUUUAAAUUGGAGUUGAAACAAAAGAAAUGGAUGGAGGAAGUCCAAUUGUUUAAAUUGGAGAAAAGGAUGGAGGAAGUCCAAUUUUUUAAAAUGGAGAAAAGGAUGAAGGAAGUCCAAUCGUUUAAAUCGGAGUUGAAGAAAAAGAGAAGGAUAAAGGAAGAACUAUUGUUUCAGUCGAUGUUGAAACAAAUGAAUGUGGAACCUAUGUUUUAUGCGAUGUUGGAAAGGAUAAGUGAAGAAAAACUAGUUGAAUCAGUUUUUCGGGUGUUAAAGAAGAAGCGAUACUUGGUGGUCCUUGAUGAUAUUUGGAAGAAUGAAGUUUGGGAUAUUUUAAAACAUGCUUUUCCGCCCAAGGGAAAGAAAGGGAGCAAAGUUUUAUUGACCACUCGGAAUAAAGAAAUUGCUACUUAUGCUGAUCCACACAGCUUUCCGGUGGAACCGCCUCUCUUGACAAAUGAUCAGGCUUGGGAACUUCUCAGUAGGAAAGCAUUCCCAAAAGAUAUUCUCAUCAAUCAUGGCUAUCCACAAGAAUAUGAGAAUUUGGGAAGGGAAAUGGUGAAAAAAUGUGGUGGAUUGCCAUUAGCCAUUGUUGUACUUGGAGGGUUAUUGGCAACAAAGAAGACACCAAGGGAGUGGGAGGCAGUGCAGAGAAAUAUUAAUGCACAAUUCUUCAUGUGGGAACAACAUCAUCAAUAUGGAGGAGUGUAUGGGAUAUUAGCAUUGAGCUAUCAUGAUUUGCCUUUUUACCUAAAACCAUUCUUUCUCUAUUUUUCCCAAUUUCCAGAAGACUGGGAGAUUCACAAGAGGAUGUUAAUUCGGAUGUGGAUUGCUGAAGGCUUUUUGUCUCAAGCAUUGAUACGGGGAGGAGAUGAAGCAAUGGAAGAUAUGGGUGAACAAUAUUUGGAAGAGCUUGUGAAUAGGUGCAUGGUUCAAGUGAGCCAUAGGGAUUACACUGGAAUGGGUAUCAAAACAUGUCACAUGCAUGAUCUGAUGAGAGACAUGUGUGUAUUGAUGGCAGGAAAGGAGAAUUUUCUUGGGAUUUCUGGGCACUACCGAGAGACUAUUGUCGCACGUAGAAUUGCUCUUCAUCCUAAAAUAUGCCCAGAUUCUGAUCAAUCACAUUCCAUAACCUUGCUUCCAAGCAAUUCACGCCAUCGUUCUUUUUUCUACUUCCUCAAAGAGCAAAGGUAUGACAUGAAGUUUGACCAUAGAAGUCUUAACUUUGAUGAAUGCAGACUGCUCAGAGUAUUGAAUCUUUGGGGUCUAAAUGUUGAGUAUAUACCCAAUGAAAUUGGUGACCUGAUUCAUUUGAGGCAUCUUGGGUUAAGAUAUACAAAGGUAUCCAUGCAGGCAGCAUUGCCAACCUCCAUAGGUAACUUGAGGAGUUUAUACACCCUUGAUGUACGAAAUAAUCAGUCACUAAGAUUGCCUGAUGUAGUGUGGAAGUUAAAAUAUUUGAGACAUUUGUUGGUGGACUUGCUUAAGAUUCAGGAGUAUUGUCGAAUGGAUACCUUAAGAAACCUAGAGACUUUGAAGUGGGCUUAUCCUGCUAGUCUAAUAAGGGCAAAUGCAAUGUACAAAUUGACUAAUCUUCGAAAUUUAGCAGUAGGUUUCAACAGAUGGGAGGAAAUUGAUUCGGUUAUGAAAUCUCCAAUUUUUUCAAAAGGUACUCUGCGUUCUUUGAAUAUACUGGCAAGGGAAAGCUCAUUUCCAAGUUUGGAGCCACUUUCUUGUUGUCGAUCCUUGAGGAAGCUAGAGUUGCGUGGAAAGAUACCAGAAAAUCCAAGUUCUCACCAUCACAACUUGGAAUUUCUACCCGCAUGCCUCAAUAAGUUAAUUUUGGGUAAUUCUUGGUUAAAGCAGGAUCCUAUGAGUUUUCUAGAGAAGCUGCCCAAUUUGAGGUUUCUAUACUUGGAGGAUAAGUCAUUCAUGGGGACUAAAAUGGUCUGCUCUACACAUGGGUUUCCUCAACUUGAGAUUCUUAAACUUGAAUGGCUUGGAGUACAAGAACUGAAAAUAGAGGUGGGUGCAGUGCCGUGUCUCAAGAUUUUGCAUUUAGAAAAGCUGCAGGAAUUGAAGAUGAUCCCAGAAGGAAUAAAAUUUGUCACUACCCUCCGAGAACUGAAAGUCAUUAACAUGACAGAAGCAUUUGCAAGGAAGAUUCAGGUCAUAGAUGGAGUUGAGGGAAAGGAUUUUGAAAAGGUGAGACACAUUCCCUCCAUUUCAGUUUCCACGACAGUCUAACAUUACUCGUCUGAGCCUGAGAUCAUCAAGUGCAAGGUAAAAAUUAUUUUGUUUUUAUUUUUAACAUAUAGGCACUUUUGUUACACAAAUUGUACCUAAUUAGUAAUUUUAUCAAAUAGUUAAAUGCUUAUAUUUUCAAAGAUAAUGUCUUUCAAAAAUCAAAAUUAGUUUGUAUAUAUGUGACUGCCAAUUAUCUAUUAAAAAGAAUGUUUACUGAUGUAAAGAAUUAUUAGU